ACUGUAGCUUUUCCAUAUCUUCAUAGAUUUAGAUGUAACUUUUGCAUAACGUGUUAUUUUAAUGUUCAGGGAAAAAUUAAUUCCGUACCUAUUUAAGUCGUGUGUUAAUUAAGAGAAAAGUGCCCAAUAAUUUUGAAAUUUAACGACUGAUUGGCCAUUAAAAUUGCAUUUUACAUCAAAAUUUUCAGAAUGACGUCUAGAGUGGUAACAAAAGCAGCAGCACUGCGUUUGAAUGAAGUACCUCCAGUGGAGGUGGUUGUGUUCAACGACCGGCGACCUAAAGGAACGAAGGAAACCGAAGACGGGGCACUCACUGAGGAAUCACUAAAUUCGCUCAAGGGAGCAAGUAGCGACUUCAAUCUCAAAAAAGCCAGAUUUGAGGUAACAAAACUAGCGAUGUCGUCUUUGAAAUCUACUUCGAAAAUGAAGGCCAAGGAGGCCCUGGCUAUUAGUCUAGGGGCGCGGCCUGGGAAACGGAGAGGCGUUAACUACAGGGAUUUGAAGACGCAAAGAGAAGCUGAAAAAGAAGCUGAGGAGCAUGACGAGAAAAUGAGAUCCCUAGGAAAGAUACUAAAAAAAACUGGUCGAAAAACAGCCACUGGGAGAACUAUGGGCAGUGCAGCAACUCCUAACAAGAGUCAGAAAGGAACGCCAAAGGCUCCGACCAAGCUGAAGUCAGGCAUUUUGGGCAAAUAUGGAAAAGUAGACAAGGCAAAACUCAACAAGUAUCUCAAGACUCAAACAGCUGCCUCUUUAAGCACAGGGAAACCCGGGAAACCUAAAAAUAAGAAAUUCCAAAAAUCAAAAAGAUAGCUCCGCUCUCUUUGUUUGUAGUGAGUAACGAAAUAAAAUAUUUUGGACACAUA
Cloeon dipterum is the source of this 866-nucleotide messenger RNA. RefSeq lists its product as uncharacterized. The record is from RefSeq and is a predicted model, not a curated record. Lineage: Eukaryota; Metazoa; Arthropoda; Insecta; Ephemeroptera; Baetidae. The transcript is spliced from 3 exons. The coding region runs from base 190 to 813 and encodes 207 amino acids.